Messenger RNA from Penicillium waksmanii, 1440 nucleotides. RefSeq lists its product as uncharacterized. The transcript has 4 exons. Gene Ontology annotation, cellular component: membrane. Gene Ontology annotation, biological process: transmembrane transport. Bases 1 to 1440 code for a protein of 479 amino acids. Gene Ontology annotation, molecular function: transmembrane transporter activity. The record is from RefSeq and is a predicted model, not a curated record. NCBI's taxonomy places the organism in Eukaryota, Fungi, Ascomycota, Eurotiomycetes, Eurotiales, Aspergillaceae.
AUGGCCGACGACAUCUCACGAAACAACAAUGACCGCAUCGAGGUCGAGGUCGAGAAGGAGAGGAUUGAAAAUCUCGAAAAUAUUUCUGAGCAGCAGAAUGUUCUUCCUCACAUUGACCCGGCUCGCCGAGUCGUUGUUGAGAAGACCCUCAAGCGCAAGCUCGAUGCUCGGUGCAGUCUGUUCGUUCUCAUCUACAUCAUGAACUACCUUGACCGAAACAACAUCUCAGCGGCCCGCUUGAAGGGUCUUCAAGAUGAUCUUAACCUCUCAGAUCCCCAGUACUCGACAUGUUUGAGUAUUUUGUACGUGGGCUACAUUCUGAUGCAGGUGCCCUCCAACAUGUUCAUCAACCGCAUUUCCCGGCCAUCCAUCUACAUUGCCAUCUCAAUGACACUUUGGGGUAUCAUCUCGACUUGCUCUGGCUGGGCUAAGAACUUUGGCCACAUGGUUGCCAUCCGUUUCCUGCUGGGUUUCGUUGAGGCUGCCUUCCUUCCCGGUGCUCUGCUUAUCCUCUCCAAGUGGUAUACCCGCAAGGAGCUGACUACUCGGAAUGCCAUUCUAUUCUGUGGUAACCUCAUCUCAAAUGCCUUCUCCUCGCUUGUUGCCGCGGGUGUCCUUUCCAACAUGGAAGGUGUCCUGGGACAUGCUGCUUGGCGCUGGCUUUUCUGGAUCGAGGGCGCCAUUACCAUGGCUAUCGCGGUCUCUUCUGGCUUUAUCUUGCCUGACCUUCCUACCAAUGCACGUGGCUUUACUGAGGAGGAGCGUCUUGUUGCGCAGCUUCGUAUCCUUGAGGAUGUUGGUGAAGCCGAUACCGACUCUGAGGAGCAAAGUCCCUUCACUGGUCUUGUCAUGGCCCUGAAGGACUGGAAGAUCUAUAUCAUGAUGUUGUCCUUCACUGCCUACGUUGUUGGACUGUCUUUCAACGCUUUCUUCCCUACCCUUACUGGUACUCUUGGCUUCUCGGAAAUCCCCACCCUCCUCCUGAGUGCCCCUCCCUGGGUCUUCUCCUGUAUCUUCUCUGUCAUCAACGCCUGGCACGCCGACAGAACCCAAGAAAAGAUCUGGCAUAUUUAUGGUCCUAUCGUGAUGGGUAUUGUUGGUUUUAUCAUCAGCAUGUCCACUCUGAACUUCCUCAUUCCCUCGUCCCCGGCCAAGCGAGCUGUCGCCCUUGCCCUCAUCAACGCUUUCAGUCAACUCGGUAACGUGGCCGGCUCAUAUGUGUGGGAUCUUUCGGAGAACGGCUACCGCAAGAGUUACGGCAUCGUCACAGCCAUGUUCGGCAUUACAAUUGUUGGCUUCUGGCUAUUCCGCAUGAUUCUUGUCAACCUGAACAAGCAGCUUUCUGAGGCUGAGGUUGCUGAUGAAGACCAGGAUGGCGACUUUAUUGUCAGUGCCAACGAGUCGCUGUGCAUGCGCAAGGGAUUCAGAUAUUUGGUCUAA